Opisthocomus hoazin is the source of this 1215-nucleotide messenger RNA. Its product is annotated as serine/threonine-protein kinase PDIK1L. Gene Ontology annotation, biological process: protein phosphorylation; negative regulation of G2/MI transition of meiotic cell cycle. Lineage: Eukaryota; Metazoa; Chordata; Aves; Opisthocomiformes; Opisthocomidae. Gene Ontology annotation, molecular function: ATP binding; protein kinase activity. Gene Ontology annotation, cellular component: nucleus; cytoplasm. The record is from RefSeq and is a predicted model, not a curated record.
CGACUGAUUGCCAUGGGUUCAAAUAUUUUCCUCUGAUUUGCCGCUCACUGGGCCGAAGUGAGGAAAUGGCUACGGAAGCCAAGUACAGCAUCGUUCGCGAAGUGGGCCGGGGGAGCUACGGGGUGGUCUACGAGGCCGUCGUUAAUCGAACUAGAAGCAAAGUAGCCGUCAAAAGGAUGCACUGUAACGUGCCCGAAAACGUAGAGCUGGCUCUGCAAGAGUUCUGGGCCCUGCAGAGCAUCCAGAGGCAACACGAGAACGUGAUCCAGUUGGAGGAGUGUAUCCUGCAGUACGGCCAAGUCUUCCAGCCAAUUAGCCACCGUUACAGGAAAUCAGACAGCCAUUUGCUGCUGAUUGAGACCUGCCUGAAAGGCCGGAGGUGCAUGGAUCCCAAAUCGGCCUGCUUUCUGUGGUUCGUGAUGGAGUUUUGCGACGGGGGCAACAUGAACGAGUACCUGCUGUCUCGCAGCCCGGACGCUCAGCUGAACAACAGCUUCAUGCGGCAGCUCAGCAGCGCCGUGGCUUUCCUGCACAGAAACCAGAUAGUGCACAGAGACCUGAAAGCUGACAACAUUUUGAUUUCUCAUCGGUGUGGAAGUCCCAUCGUAAAGGUAGCGGAUUUUGGCCUCAGCAAGGUGUGUCAGGGGAAAGGGAACGUGAACCAGCAUCGCUUCUCCUCUGCCUGUGGGUCGAACUUCUACAUGGCUCCAGAAGUGUGGGAAGGUCACUACACUGCGAAGGCUGACAUCUUUGCCCUGGGGAUCAUUUUCUGGGCGAUGGUCGAGAGGAUCACCUUCCGCGAUGGGGACACCGAGAAGGAAUUGCUCGGCACUUACAUCUGCCAAGGGAAGGAGCUCAUUCCCCUCGGAGAAGCGCUGCUGGAGAACCCCAACAUGAAACUACAGAUUCCCCUGAAGAACAAGAAGUCCAUGCCAGACGAUCUCUGCAAGCUCCUGCACGACAUGCUGGCUUUUAACCCAAAGGAGAGAUUGGAUGCCUUCCAGCUGGAAGUCCGAAUCAGGCAAAUCUCCUACGGCAAAAAGCGUCAGCGCUCCGUCUCGUAGAGACGAAGGACGUUCAGGUUAGUGUCUCUGCCAGGCUGCUCCCUCUUUAGUCUGAGCUCGCAGGGGAUUUUCUGGUAUUGACCUCCGGGCCGAAGCCCUCUAAGUCAGACGUGACCCCUAGCAGUUCUUGAAAAUUCAGUGACAGACAGAU